This is a messenger RNA of Callorhinchus milii (elephant shark), 835 nucleotides long. Its product is annotated as serine protease HTRA2, mitochondrial-like. The record is from RefSeq and is a predicted model, not a curated record. Gene Ontology annotation, cellular component: mitochondrion. Gene Ontology annotation, biological process: proteolysis; positive regulation of apoptotic process; programmed cell death. The transcript has 2 exons. The annotation marks the transcript as partial. Gene Ontology annotation, molecular function: serine-type endopeptidase activity. Lineage: Eukaryota; Metazoa; Chordata; Chondrichthyes; Chimaeriformes; Callorhinchidae.
UGUGGGUUGUUUUUCAGGCACCCAUUUAGUGGGCGUGAGAUCCCGGUCUCCAAUGGCUCGGGUUUCUUGGUGACGCAGGACGGCCUGAUCGUGACCAAUGCUCAUGUGGUGGCCAACAAGAGGCGCGUGCGAGUGCGACUGGCGGACGGGGAAACAUAUGACGCCACUGUCCAGGAUGUGGACCAAGUCUCUGACAUUGCGACCAUCAAAAUCAAUCCCAUGAGACCGCUGCCCACGCUGGGGUUGGGCCAGUCCUCAGACGUGCGUCACGGUGAGUUUGUGGUGGCCAUGGGCAGCCCCUUCGCUCUGCAGAACACAAUCACGUCUGGCAUCGUCAGCUCAGUGCAGAGAGGCAGCCGCGAGCUCGGCAUGGGUCACAGUAACAUGGAGUACAUCCAGACUGACGCCACCAUCGAUGUGAGUACAGCCAGCGUGCCCAUGUCUGUGUGUGUGUGUCUGUGUGAGUGUCUGACAAGACAUCUCCGACUACUUCCUCGUCUCCCUCGCCUCUCGUAUCACUCUGCCCUCCUCCAAGCCCUCACGAUCUUUUUGUGCCCAUGGAAAAAGCUUCCCCUCCCCCAACUCCCUCACAAACGCCCUCUCAUCCUCAGACCUUCUCUCCCUUUGGCCUUCCACCCACAAUGAUCCAGACACAGCUGUCAAGCUGCUAAACGAACACCUCUCCUCAACCUUCAGUUCCCUUGUCCACUUGAAAACCAGGUCCAUCUCCAAGCCUACCCGCUUCCUCUGGUACAAAAGUCAUCUCUGCUCCAUCAAAUCUCAAACCCAGUUGCUCAAGUGCAGAUGGCACAAAACUCGCCCCACUGUUCACCGC